Messenger RNA from Pristis pectinata (smalltooth sawfish), 2888 nucleotides. Its product is annotated as heterogeneous nuclear ribonucleoprotein H3-like. Gene Ontology annotation, biological process: regulation of RNA splicing. The transcript is spliced from 12 exons. Gene Ontology annotation, cellular component: nucleoplasm; ribonucleoprotein complex. The coding region runs from base 192 to 1712 and encodes 506 amino acids. Gene Ontology annotation, molecular function: RNA binding. NCBI's taxonomy places the organism in Eukaryota, Metazoa, Chordata, Chondrichthyes, Rhinopristiformes, Pristidae. The record is from RefSeq and is a predicted model, not a curated record.
GUCAGUCUUCUGUUUGGCUGCUCUCUGGUAUCUCAGGGCUGCUAGUAUUUCCGACCCGAAGCGGUCUGGUGUGCUGGAGAGGACGUGUUUUCAAGGGGGAAAAGGGAGCUGAGGGGGGCGGGGGACGGUUCGGGCACGAGGAUGCUGGCGCUGUGAGGCGCGGCCGCCAUUUUGCGGCGAGCGGGUGUGUAAUGGAGGGCGGAGGCCUCGGCGCCCUGCUCUCUCACUCGACGCUUCCCGGCUCUGAGGACCCGCUUCCCAUUCCUCCGUCUUCCGUCCUGCGGCUCCCCGGGACGGUGGCAGGGGCGCCAGACACUUUCUUGAUAAGACCGUCAUUGGACAUUCAAAUGGAGGAAAAUUUUGUUGUCAGAAUUCGUGGACUUCCAUGGUCCUGCACAGCUGAUGAAGUCUUGCGAUUCUUCUCAGAUUGCAAAAUAUUAAAUGGAACUGCAGGGAUACACUUCACUUAUUUGAGAGAAGGCCGUCCAAGUGGGGAAGCUUUUGUUCAGCUAGAAACUGAGGAAGAUGUAAAAUGUGCCCUCGCAAAAGAUCGAGAAAGCAUGGGGCAUAGGUACAUUGAAGUGUUUGAAACGAAAGCCACUGAAAUGGACUGGGUACUAAAACACGUUAACCCAAGUCAAACAGAAUCAACAAGUGAUGGAACAGUACGCCUUAGAGGCUUGCCAUUUGGAUGCAGCAAAGAGGAAAUCUUGCAAUUUUUCACAGGGUUGGAAAUCGUGCCAAAUGGGAUAACAUUGCCGGUGGACUACCAGGGGAGAAGCACGGGGGAAGCCUUCGUGCAGUUUGCAUCAAAGGAGAUAGCUGAAAAAGCACUGGGGAAACACAAGGAAAGAAUAGGGCACAGGUAUAUUGAAAUCUUCAGAAGCAGUAGAGGGGAGGUUCGAGCUUAUCAUGAUCCUCCAAGAAGGUUAAUGGGACAACGUCCAGGACCCUACGACAGGCCAAUGGGUGGAAGAAGUGGCUAUGGUGGUCCAGGCCCAAUGAGAGGAGACAUGUUUGACCGUUCACGCCGAGGCUCUGCUUAUGGUGGUGGUUAUGGCAACUUCGAUGAUUAUGGUUAUAAUGAUUAUGGUUAUGGACGUGAUGGAUAUGGACACAAUAUGAGAGGAGUUGGAAUGAUGGAUAGAGGGAUGGGAAACCGUGGUUAUGGUGGAGCAGGAGAUGCCAGUCCACUCUUUCAGAAUGGUACAGGUCAUUAUGUACAUAUGAGAGGAUUACCUUUUAGAGCUUCAGAAGGUGAUGUUGCUGAUUUUUUCUCACCACUGAUUCCUGUGAAGAUCAGCUUCGAAUAUGGCUCAGAUGGUCGCCUGACUGGAGAAGCUGAUGUUGAGUUUGCUACUCAUGAAGAUGCUGUUGCGGCCAUGUCCAAAGACAAAGCACAUAUGCAACAUCGAUAUAUUGAGCUUUUCCUGGACUCAACUGCCAAUAUGGGAAGUGGCUAUGGAGCUCAUAGAAUGGGUGCUAUGGGUAUGGAUCAUUAUGCUGCAGGUAAUCAAGGAGGCUAUGGGCAUAAUGGUCAGAGUAUGGGAAAUAGCUAUGGCAACAUGGGAAAUAGUUAUGCGGGCUAUGGAAAUGCUGGAAAUGCACGUGGAUAUGGCUAUGGUGGUAUCGCAGGAGGAUAUUCCAGUAAUCCAAAUCAGAACAUGGCAAUGGGUAGCUUGGACACAAACAUGGCUGGAUGGAGAAUGUAAACCAUUAAGCGACUGGACUGUGAGUCAGAAGCUUCAAGAAACCAAUCUGCCACGUAAUGGAUGACCAAUGCAGCAGCACUGCUGUUUUCUUCCAAGAUCAAAAGCAGUAAUAUUUUUACUAAUAGAGCUACUUUGCAAUUCUUUUUAUUUUUUUACAUGUUUUGGUGUAAAAGUCUAGAAAUAAAUGUUGCCCAAUAUUGGGUAACUGUUUGAAGCUUCAGGUAUUUGACCUGAUGGCAAAGGGGAGAAAUUGUCUCGAUAAAUUUCGACUUGAGUGAAUGUGGCAAAUCAAAGUAAACAUCUAGUGCGAAGCUUUCUUUUGAACUUUUGUUUUAUUUUAAUUAAAUCUAACUUGGAUUAUCAUUUUAAAAACUCGAAUGAGCAAGUUGUAAUUGUAUGCUAUCUUCUACUUUGGUACCAUUUGAAAUGGGGAGAGGUUCAGUGGGUAUUUUUAAUGCAGUUACCAGAACUUCAACCACAAAUGUCUGUAAUUUGCUCAAUAUUGUUGUCACACAUGCAGUAAUGGGCAUUCGGUAGAACAUCUUUGGCAUUCUCUUUUGAAGGCAAUUUUUUACCAUUUUUUUUUCUCUUGCCCAGUAUUGUUCCAGUUGGUUACAUGUUUCCUCUUGUCAUCCUGUUUAUAUUUUUUUCUCUCCAUUGGCCUCUAUCCAUUCAGUCAUGAGACUCAGUUGGAUUGAGAUGGGGCAGCUCCUAGCCCAUUCCAUUAUAGGGAAUUUCGCCCAGUUUUGACUCCCUCGAAUGCACUAAUGGUUAAACUAAUGCACAGGUGUUGAGGGUUGAGCUGUCACCCAUCCAGUUGUUUCAACGGAUUCUUCAGCAUUUGGCAUUGAAAUUCAGCAAACAUGUUUUUCUAGCCGUUGCUAUGUUAAUUUUUUUAAUGUCUGUGUCUGGUUAACAUGGUAUGUUAACCUGAUUCUUAAACUUUUGAUUGUUAGCUAUGUAGUUUUAAAAAUGAGAAGUGUAUAUUUGUACCUUUCUACAGGAGGUGCUUUUUGGGUUACUAUUCUUCAGUAGGAUCUAUUGACUUUGACACUUCAAUGUGCAAUUUCUGAUAUGUGCACAUUUUGUCAAACAUCUGUGAAAGAUGACUUACUGUACAUUUCUAAUGGUGAAUAUAAUAAAGUGUAAUUUCAGAACUCUGGCAUAGCCAAGAUC